AUGAUAAGAUAUCGAAGAGUGANAUGGAGAAAAGAUGCACAGGAAGGAAUUGUUGUUGUUGGUGGAAAUGGAAACGGAAAGAAGCUGAAUCGAUUGAAUGAUCCUCAAGGAAUCAUUGUUGAUCAUGAGGGUCGAAUUUAUGCUGCAGAUCGCGCAAAUCAUCGAAUAAUGCGAUGGUGUGAAGGAGACGAAGAAGGUGAAAUAAUUGUUGGUGGAAAUGGACAAGGAGAUGAGCCUAAUCAAUUAUCUUAUCCCCACGGUUUAUCAGUUGAUGGUGAAGGAAAUCUUUAUGUUGUUGAUCGUGGAAGUGAUCGAAUUCAACGCUUUGAGUUGAUCAUUUGA
Molecule: messenger RNA, 342 nt
Organism: Adineta ricciae
Lineage: Eukaryota; Metazoa; Rotifera; Eurotatoria; Adinetida; Adinetidae
Source: the annotation of a GenBank genome assembly